AGCGGGCGCGCGAGGGCAGCGGACUACCAGGCCAAGGCAGCAGAGUGGCCCGCCGUCUGGCCCUCGGAACUGUACAGGGUGCGCCCGCUCCUUGUUGCUAUUCAGCCGGGCCGGAGUAUUUUCACCACGGGCCGACCCCGCGGCGUGUCAACCUGGUGGGGGCCGACUUCUACAACGCUACAGCGCCACCCCGCCCAGCUUUCGACCUGGUGGCGAGCAGGACAACCGAACCAGACGCUCCUG
Amoebophrya sp. A120 is the source of this 243-nucleotide messenger RNA. NCBI's taxonomy places the organism in Eukaryota, Dinophyceae, Syndiniales, Amoebophryaceae. The record is from the annotation of a GenBank genome assembly.